CGGUUUGUCGACUGAAGCAGUAACUGGAGUGGCACCUCCCCUCUCAGGCUCAGCACAGACAGAGGAAGUGUUGCGACAGGACUGCUUGAUGAUCAGAGUUAGACUUUAAACUCUCCACCACCACUACUGAUUGACAUAAACCGAAAGCAACUGCAGAAGGAUGAAUUUGGGAGGAGGAAACCAAUGUGGACGUUGUAAGAAGACAGUUUACUUUGCAGAGGAGGUACUCUGUGACAGUCGGCGAUUCCAUAAGUCUUGCUUCGUGUGCUUGGCAUGUGGGAAACGACUAGACAGUACAACUGUUGCUGUUCAUCUGGAUGAAAUCUAUUGCAAGGGAUGCUACAACAAGAAUUUCGGGCCAAAGGGUUACGGUUAUGGUGUGGGAGCAGGGACCCUUACCAUGGACAAGGGAGAAGGUCAGGGUAUCACACACGAAGUACCUGCUCCUCAUCGCUCAACCACCAACCCAAACCCAUCAAAGUUUGCUCAGAAAUUUGGAGGGUCAGAGAAGUGCCCUCGUUGCGGCAAGGCUGUCUACGCCGCGGAGAAAGUGAUUGGAGCUGGCAGCUCAUGGCACAAGACAGGCUGUUUUCGCUGCGCCUCGUGUGGUAAGGGACUUGAGUCAACAACACUUGCUGACAAGGAUGGAGAAAUAUACUGCAAAGGGUGUUAUGCAAAAAGCUUUGGUCCAAAGGGGUAUGGAUAUGGAAGUGGGGCCGGAGCUCUCCCACUCACUCAGUAGAUGGAACCAACAGAAGAGAAUGGCCUCAGUGACGUCACUGCCACUUCACAUAUCUGUGCACUCACCGGUGUCAACAUUAGGUGCAUUAGUACAAACAAAACUAAUGGAUUGUAUUCAAUAUCUCUGCUUGCUUCCUUUUAAAAUGAUACCUGUAGGCAUCUGUUUCAGUAUGGUGCCAUGAUGUUUCCAUAAUACCAAAUUACACAAUCAAAUGAUUACA
Messenger RNA from Corythoichthys intestinalis (scribbled pipefish), 962 nucleotides. RefSeq names its product cysteine and glycine-rich protein 1a (gene csrp1a). The record is from RefSeq and is a predicted model, not a curated record. Bases 161 to 742 code for a protein of 193 amino acids. Gene Ontology annotation, cellular component: Z disc; cytoplasm; nucleus. Lineage: Eukaryota; Metazoa; Chordata; Actinopteri; Syngnathiformes; Syngnathidae. Gene Ontology annotation, molecular function: structural constituent of muscle; actinin binding. Gene Ontology annotation, biological process: muscle tissue development; sarcomere organization. The transcript has 6 exons.